Messenger RNA from Nerophis lumbriciformis (worm pipefish), 2391 nucleotides. The record is from RefSeq and is a predicted model, not a curated record. NCBI's taxonomy places the organism in Eukaryota, Metazoa, Chordata, Actinopteri, Syngnathiformes, Syngnathidae.
AUGGCAAACGAAGUCUUUUUGACGCUUGGCCUGGUUAUCCGCUUUGUCUGCUGCCUCCUUGUGCUUCAUCCUGUAUCUGCCGAGGUCAGUUAUUCCAUACCGGAGGAAAUGAAACCGGGAACUGUCAUUGGAAAUAUCGCCAAGGACCUCGGUCUAGGUUUAAAUGCAUUGUCAGCACGCAAGGCUCGCUUUAGUGAAGGGAAUAAUGACCGAUUUUGUGCAAUCAAUUUGAGAACUGGUGAUUUGAAUGUUGCUGAGCGGCUUGAUAGAGAGAGCCUUUGUGGUGCUAAACCAUCUUGUGUUGUAACACAGGAGCUUGUGCUGGAAAACCCAUUGCAGUUACAUCGUAUAAAUAUACACCUUCAAGAUAUAAAUGAUAAUGCCCCAGAAUUUAAAAGGGAAAUGAUUUCGAUGGAAAUUCAUGAAUCAGCAGACAAGGGCACUCAAUUUUUAAUUGAGGAAGCACAUGAUGCAGAUAUUGGUCAAAAUUCUAUUCAAAAGUACAUUUUAGAAAAGAACGAAUAUUUUAUUCUCGUGGAAGAUGGCAACAGAGUUAAACUCGGUUUAGAAAAUAAACUUGAUCGAGAAAAGGAACAGCAGAUAAGCUUGUCUCUGAAGGCAGUGGAUGGAGGCUCUCCACAGAGAUCAGGGACAGUAAUGUUCCAAAUAGCUGUGCUUGAUGCAAAUGAUAAUGCCCCUAUAUUUACUCAAGAUGUAUAUUCAGUCAAAAUUCCUGAAAAUUCUCCUUUUGAUACAGUUGUGCUUAAAGUGAGUGCGACAGAUGCAGAUGAUGGGAUCAAUGGUGAUGUUACUUAUGAUUUUGGUCUUGUUUCACAGUCUGAUUUGCAAUCGUUUUCAAUUGACAGCAAAACUGGGGAAAUAACUGUGAGUGGCAUAACAGACUAUGAGAAAAAAAGUACUAUCGAACUAAGGGUUGUAGCGAAAGAUGGACUCGGAUUAAAUUCAUAUGCCAAGGUCCUCAUAGAUCUGAUUGAUGAAAACGAUAAUGCCCCGGCAAUAUAUUUCAAUUCACUGUCUAAUUCAGUAGCAGAAAAUGUGCCAUCCGGAACUGAGGUAGGCAUCAUUAAUGUGCAGGACCGAGACUCUGAGCAGAAUGGACAAGUCCGCUGCUCUAUUCAACAAAAUGUUCCCUUUAAAUUAAUUCCUUCUAUUCCAAAUUAUUAUUCUCUGGUGACUGUUGGGCAACUAGAUCGUGAACUGGUGUCUGAUUACAACAUUACAAUCAGUGCCACUGACGAGGGUUCUCCUCCCCUAUCUUCUUCUAAAAGUCUUCACUUGUCGGUAGCAGACAUAAAUGACAACCCGCCCAUAUUUGAGGAAGAGUCUUACAGUGCUUAUGUAAGUGAAAAUAACCAAGCUGGCUCAAUUUUAUGUUCCGUUAGUGCCCGAGAUCCAGACUGGAGACAGAACGGCAGCGUGAUUUAUUCUCUUUUAGUCACUGAGGUGAACGGUGCCCCUGUGUCUUCCUAUGUGUCUGUUAACGGAGACACGGGGGUGAUCCACGCUGUGAGGCCGUUUGAUUAUGAACACUUGAGAAAUUUUCAAGUCCACGUCAUGGCCAGAGACAAUGGUUCUCCUCCACUGAGCAGCAACGUGAGCGUUAGUUUGUAUGUCUCAGACGUCAAUGACAACUCUCCUCUGAUACUGUACCCCGCCCCGGAAGGCAACUCCUUCAUGACCGAGCUGGUCCCUAAAGCUGCGCAAGGAGGCUCUGUAGUGUCCAAAGUGAUAGCGGUGGACGCCGAUUCCGGGCAGAAUGCCUGGCUCUCUUAUCAUAUAGUCAAGGCCACAGAUCCAGGACUUUUCAUUAUUGGUCUCCACAGUGGAGAGAUCAGGACCCAGCGAGACAUUUUGGAAUCUGACAGCAUGAAACAGAACCUGAUUGUGGCAGUGAAAGACAAUGGACAGCCCAUUCGUUCUGCCACCUGCUCCAUGUAUUUACUUCUUUCUGAUAACUUGGCUGAGGUGCCAGAAUUGAAGGACAUAUCUUACGAGGAGAAGAAUUCCAAGCUGACUUCUUAUCUAAUCAUUGCUUUGGUGUCAGUGUCCACCUUCUUUCUGACAUUCAUCAUUAUUGUCCUAGGCGUGAGGUUUUGUCGCAGGAGAAAGCCUAGACUGUUGUUUGAUGGAGCAGUUACCAUCCCCAGAGCGUAUCUCCCUCCUAACUACACAGAUGUUGACGGCACAGGAACUUUACGCAGCACCUACAACUAUGACGCCUAUUUGACAACUGGUUCCAGAACCAGUGAUUUUAAAUUUGUAUCCUCCUACAAUGACAACACACUUCCUGCUGAGCAGACGCUGAGGAAAAGUCCAAGUGACUUUGCUGAGGUUUUUGAUCAACUGCAAGACUCACCAGAGGUAGGUUAG